This is a messenger RNA of Spinacia oleracea (spinach), 1887 nucleotides long. RefSeq lists its product as uncharacterized. The record is from RefSeq and is a predicted model, not a curated record. The transcript has 5 exons. The coding region runs from base 1 to 885 and encodes 294 amino acids. NCBI's taxonomy places the organism in Eukaryota, Viridiplantae, Streptophyta, Magnoliopsida, Caryophyllales, Amaranthaceae.
AUGCUCCCAUUGGUCAACUCCAGAAUCAGCCUUGAGGGAUAUGAAGAGUACCUGAACCUCAAAGGAGCAAACUCCCCCAACAUUGAAGGGCUUCUUGAAGAUAAAUCUCAACAUUUUGACUUCACUAAUGAUUCUAAACAGAGACCUCCAACACAUGAUGUAUCUGCGUUUUUACAUCUAUUUCUGCAAAGUGCAAAAAUUAGCGCCUACCAGCUUGUUUUUAGCUACGUCUUGGAAGCAAUUAUAAGUGCGCUCACACCAAAACGGAAAAAAAAAAAGAUUAUUUCUUGUCUCAAAAGCCUUGAGUCACCGGAAGAAUACCUGAACAGAAAAGAACCAAGAACCCCGAAAACGGAAGGGCAUCUUGAAGAUAAUCAACACUGUGACAGCACCAAGGGUUCAUGUCAGGAGCCUACAACUAAUGCUGCUUUUGCAUCCUCGAACAGCAAGAAAUCUAAGUAUUCCUAUGAUGGUUUUGAAGAUAUAUGUGAACAUUUUUAUCCGAGCGAGUUGAUUCAGGAUGUUUUCCCAGAAGGGCUUCUUCUUGCUCAAAGUAUUUACUGUGCAAAAACUGCAUUGGCAUUCUACAAUAAUGAGCAUGGUACAAAAUAUAAGCUUGUUGAACCCCUGUCUAGCGGUCGGCUCAUGGAAUGUGGAAUGAGGUUUCACUGCAACUUCACUGCUGCCAAGUUUAAAAGGGAUGGUUCUCGUACUGGUCAACCAAAGCUCUUCUUCGCAAACUUUGAGUCAUUCAAUAAGAAAAUCCGUAAUAUCUGGUGCUACAUCAUUGACCCUGCUAAAGCAUUUUUCAUGUGCUGUGAGGAUUGCCCCCCAGAUCUUGCCACAGUGAGCAGGGAUCUCUUAGUAUGUACCCUCUGUUAUUGAAGUAUAGAAGGCCAAAGGCAUUUGACGCUAGAAAAAACGGAUUCUAUGCAGAAAUGGCUUUGGGUAUUUUUAACAAGAAACAUGGCACAAAGUAUAAGCUGGUAAAACCUUUGAAAAGCAAUAUUGUUCCGAUCAGUUUCGGUGUUUACAAGUUCCACUGCAACUUCAAGGCCAAGCUCGAGGACCCCACAGGCAGUUCUGUUGAUGCUUCUCCGAAGCUUUUUUUUGGCGCUAUUGUGAAGUCUAUUCUCUUCAGUGAGGGGGAGGGGGACUGUUACAUUUUGGAUGCUACGGAAGGUUUGGAUGAUCACUGCUCAAUUUGCCGACAGGGUAUCCUUCAUCCUGCCGAUUAUACAACUCCGGCUCCGGCCACUCCUCGUGGUUGUGUGUGAUAAAAUGUGGAGAACUUGUUUCCUCUUGUGCUUAUGUUGGCUCUGCUUGUUUUUAUAGUCUUAUGUGUUUUAGUGUGAAUGACUGGCCUGAAAGUUGAAACCGUGAUCAGGAAUAUGGGUUUGUUUGGCCAAUUUCUGAAAAAUAACUUCCAUUUCUUAAUAGAGUUAGAAUUAGAAUCCGGAAUUAUGAAGUGUUUGGCAAUGAACUUAAGAAGUACUUCUAUGAAGUAGAAACAGCUGUACAUUAAGGCCGGAUCGGGAUUUAUACAAAAUACAUGUCCAAACUCAUAAAUUUGGCAUAUGCUUUUCUGGCCAAAUGUUUUCUUGGGAUUUUCGGUUUGGGCUAUAGUUGAUCUGGUUAUGGAUUUGUAUUAUACGCCACUGAUCCUGUACUUUCGGUGGACUUGGAAUGAGAUCUUCUAGCUUUGUCCAAGGUUGUCAGGAUCGGGAUCCUACUUUGGAUCGAUGAAGGGGGGUAGGAUCGAAUCGGUAGAAUCGGAUCGUAGGAUCGUAAGAUCCUACUACAUAGUAAAAAUAAUGGUUAUAUUAUUAAAAUGAAAUGUACAAUCAUGUAUUCAUGUAAUCUUAAGACAUAAAUAUCAGUUUUUGC